This is a messenger RNA of Puntigrus tetrazona (Sumatra barb), 5056 nucleotides long. It is a transcript of the gene tex11, whose product is annotated as testis expressed 11. Gene Ontology annotation, biological process: meiotic cell cycle. The record is from RefSeq and is a predicted model, not a curated record. Gene Ontology annotation, molecular function: protein binding. The transcript has 29 exons. NCBI's taxonomy places the organism in Eukaryota, Metazoa, Chordata, Actinopteri, Cypriniformes, Cyprinidae. The coding region runs from base 133 to 2865 and encodes 910 amino acids.
UUCGCGUGCAGCGCGUGCGGGCGUGUUUUUGGCGGGAACGCUCGCGAGGGGUCGUGGUUCCGUCACUAAAACGCUGACAAAAUAUAUUUCACAGUUUUAAGUUACGUUAGAAUAUACAGACAUGACCGUAAUAUGGAGCAGUUCGUAGUCGACGUAAAAAACCUGUCAGAGCAGCUUCUCCACAGACAGGUGGACUCGAGUUUGGAUGAGGUGAUUGAGUCCCUCUUUAACUCGAUAUCAACUCUAGAUGCAGCUGCAAAACUACAGGAUGCUCAGUUGGAGGACAUCGCCAUACAGCUUUGGAACUGGGCAGUGACCAAACGUGUCGGCUCAACUAUUACAGAAGAGCAAAAGGCCAAAGUGCGUCAUGUGGCAUGCAGACUUCUGUAUUCAUGCGGCCCUGAAAACCCAUCAGAGAAUAUUGUUCGCAAGCAGAUACUGAUGGCAAGUAAAACAGGACGAACAUGGCUUGAUUGCAAACGACCCAAAGUCGCUGAUGAUUUUUUGAGCCUUGCUGUCAAUAGCCUGGAGACUCUUUACAGCAGACUCGCUUCCCAUGGAGAUUUUGCAGAAGAUAUGAACACACCAAAGGGAGACGUAGAGAAAGACCUGCUCCGGGUUUUGUCAUACAAAGCUGAAUCUGCAGUUUCUCAAGAACAACAUCAAGAGGCAGUGUCAAACGUACAGCGGUGUAAAGAAAUGCUUCUGCGUCUCCCUAAAGAGACUGGCUAUCUCUCUCUCACCUGUUACAACUUUGGGAUUGAAACUUACAGUCAGGGAAAGCAUGAAGAGAGCACAUUUUGGCUAAGCCAAAGUUAUGAUAUAGGCAAGAUGAGUGUGAAGUACUCACCAGGAUCAGAGAUGCAAGCCAAAGUUUUGAGACUUCUUGCAAAGGUUUAUUUGGAGUGGGACUGUCAGAAGUACCUGGAGAAAGCUCUUCAUGCUGUGUGCUUGGCUAAUAAAGAGCAUAUGCAUUUGUCAGGCUUGCAUUUAAAGAUUCGUAUCCUAAUUAAAAGCCACAGCUCAGAUGAGGCAAUAAAAUCUGGGCUGUUAGAGCUACUGGACUGUGAGGUUCCUCUGGAAGUGUGCUUGAGCACAGUAAAGCUGCUCAUGGGAGAGAACAGGGAGGCUCUGGCCUUUGACUUCCUGAAGAGGGUGUGUCUGCAUUUUGAUUCAUCUCCUGAACUGGGUUCUGCUCUGCUCAUGCAUAUAGAGCUGCUGCUGCAGCAGGGCAAAGACCUGCUGGCCAAGCAGAAGAUUGAGGAUGCUAUCACGGGACAUUACACUGGAAAACAACUGGAACCUCAGACCCUGUCAUCUCUCCACCUUCUUCUGUGGGAUAGAGCUUCCAAAAACUUUGAAGCCAAGAACUAUUCUGAAGCUCUGGAAUGGUAUAACUACUCACUGAGCUUUUACAGAGCAGACGAGUUGGAUCAAAAUCUUGCUAAACUGCAAAGAAACCGAUCCACCUGUUUCCUGCACCUGCGUCAGCUUGAGAAGGCCAAAGACGCUGCAGAAAAGGCAGCAAGGAUUGAUCCAUGCAACAUUUUUACACAGUUCAACAUCUACAAGAUCGCUGUACUAGAAAACGAUGCGGAGAAGGCUGCUGUGGCUCUGAGAGAGAUUGGCGCUCUGGCUCAGAAUCCGGUCCCCAGCGAGGACAGACUGCUAGUGACUGAAAACGCCGCUGCAAACCUCCUCAGCCUGGCCGCACACAUCGCCCUCGAGCAUGAGCAGCAGGAAACAGCCAUCAGAGCCCUAGAGAGUGUGUGUGAACACUCACAAGAUGUUCCUCAAAUCCUCACUGCCUUGAGGUGUUUAGUACGACUUGUUCUGACAACAAUGGAAAACAUCAGUGAGGAAACCAGGAGUCCCAACUCAGAUAUCCUCUUGUCAUACCUGAAAAAAGCUCUUGAGAAAUUAUCACAAAUCAGCCAAGGAGCACAGCAACAUUCAGAAGACGCCAACUGGUUCAGGAGAAUCGCGUGGAACUCAGCCCUGCAGUGUGAGCACAGCCCUGUGAGGAUGAGGGAUUUCUUCCUUCUCUCCUUCCAGCUGUCACAGCUGUGCGCCGCAGACAGAGGGGUGUUGAUGGGGCAGAAGACGUGUCUGCUGAUGGCUGCUGCUGCAUCUCUGGAGGUCUGCAGGAGAUCUGAUCACACUGAGCAACAGACCGAGCUCCUGACCCAGACUCUAGAGCACAUUCAGCUCUGUAAAGAGAUCUGGACGACCAUCAAAGCUUCAGGCACUUCCUCCAAAGACAGAACAGACACAUUAUUGCUGCUCUAUGAGUUUGAAGCCCGGGCCAAAUUAAAUGAUCCAAAGCUUGAAUCUGUGUUUGAAUCAGUUUUAGAACUGGAUUGCAUUGAGGCCAAGCUGCUAGAAAUGAUCGCAGUCCUGGCGAUGGAAGCACCGGCUCAUUCCCCUGCUCUGUGUAAGAAAGCACUGAGGAUCGCCUUGUCUCUGCACAGAAAACAGCCAGAGGUCGACCUUACACGCUGCAGUAACUGCUUGCACAGCCUGAUUCAGCUGACCCUGCCGAGCGGCGUGUCUGAGGUGCAACCCUGCAUGCUGGAGGAAGUGUGGGGUUACUACGAGGAAGCUCUUUCCAUCGUAGCAACCGCACCCGUGGACUUUCCAGAACUGGAGAUCCUGUGGCUGCUGACCCGAGCGUGGAAUACGGGAAUCCUGCUCUACAGUCUGGCCCAGUAUCCCGAGGCCGAGAGGUGGUGUGGGCUGGGAAUGAGCUUCCUGAAGCACCUGGGCUCCCUGCAGGACAGCUAUCACUCUCAGAUGGCGGGUCUGUACAGUGAGGUGUUGGACAGGCUGGAUAAAGCCAAGAAGAAUCUCAUUAUUGAGGAGUGAAUGAUGGCUUCAGUCGCAGAUGGAGAUCUCAGGUCUAACGGCACGUGUUUAAUAUGUAGUGUGAAUUUCUGUGCAUGUUUUUGAGACGCUAAGAGAUGAGGGGGUUUGUCGGUACGGUUAUGAAAUGGUUCAUAUAUUCAUUUAAUCUGAAAUACGUUUUGGCAGUAUUAUUUUAUUACCUGUCAUCCGGUUAUCUGUUUUGAGCUGUUCUCGGUCGACUAGUUCAAAACAUCUGCAUUGCGAUACAAAACAAAUAAAAAUGCAUGCAUUGAAAUCGUAACAGAGUCACAUAGUUUAUUUCCAAACAAAUAAACUCUUGUCCAGUCCAAAAAAAGAAAAAACAAAACGAAACAAAACAAAAAUAAUAUUAAUAAUAAUAAUAAUAAUCGGUAGGACUGUGUUCCAUCCUGACCAGGAUAUAAAAGAGCAGUUUUCCUUGUGUCCUGAUGGGUUGUACCACCUGUAAUCAUGGGGAGGACACUACUGUACAAUCAAAGGGUUCAUAUUUGCAAGCACUUACUGCACAGGUGUGCUGUCACAUCAAAAACUCAUAAUCACUCAGAAAGACAAAUCAGACCCAUUCCCUCCCCAUUUCACGCUCGUGCCUUCCGGAGCAGAGACCCUCAUUAGUACACCAGAGCUGCUCUGAUUCAAUCCGUUUCAUUAGAAAUAUAGUACAAUGAAUCAAAAUUCUUUGGGCUUCACCAACACGGCUGACCGGCAUCAACGGUGCGAACAGUCAGCUGCUUUCCUGCUCGUCACCUCAGAGGACCAGAUCUACGCUAAAAAUGAGUUAUUAAGCUCCUGGUUUACUUUUAAUAUCACUCUAUGGGUUGCUGUCCACAUGUCUUUUUUAUAUAUAUUUAUAUAUAUAUAUUAUAUAUAUAUUUAUAUAUAUUUUUACAUUUGUUUUUCAUCUAUACACUCAGACAAGUUCCACAAGAUAUCACAAGUAGACAGGCCGUAUUGUAGGGAAGCUGGUUCCCGACUCACUAAAAAAAAGAAAAAAAAAAAGAAAAAAAAAAAAAGUUCCGAUAGGCAGCUGAAGAUUUUUUUCUAUAGAGAAAUACCAACGUUACGGCACAUUUGUAUGGAAAUUAAUCUCAGAAUAAAUUCAAAGUUUACUUACCUGACAUUUGUGAUUUAUAAAACAUGUUUGUCCCAGUUGUAUCACACAUGCAUGAAGCACAAGUGAAGGGGAUAUUUACACUUUACAGCUAUCAUACCCAUUAAAACAGUCUGUAAGCAGUUUAUAAAUGGCUCUGUUCCCUUCGAUUAUUCCCUGAACUCUGGUUUUGACACAGGUAUGACAGCUGAUUUCGCAGAGACGCUGGGCAGGUGAGCGCACCUGUUUAGAAAAUGCCUGUGGGGCGGGACGGGACGGGGAAGAGAGUGGGCCCAGGAACUUCCCUCACUUCCUGCAGGAUCCAGACAUCUCAAUACAGAAAGAAAGAGACUGAAGGAAGUACUGUACUUCUGUAUCCCAUUCCGUCGUGAUCCCAUUCUCUCCGGCUGAACCCAAGGGCAACCACAGACAUAGUGCUUACAAAGUGUUUCAAAAAAAGAAAAAAAAAAAAGAAGACUAAAUAUUUAGAAUACACAAGUAUAAUAUAUCAGCAUGUCUGGGUGUUCAGUUAGAGAAGAGAAAAGCAUCCCUUUGAGUUCAUACUCUCUCUAUUCCAUCACAAUAUGAUCACGGCCCUUUAGUCAUGUACGAAAAAAAAAAAAAAAAAAAAUAUUGUAGUAAUUAUCCAUCAGAUUCCUGAGCUCACCAAGCUCGCCCCGGCACAAGGCUCAACACAGUGGAGUAAACAUCAGCCCGGAAAUGAAGGAGCAGAAGAAAAAAAAAUCGUUUAAAAGCUGUCAUUACAAAGAACAGAUUUAAUCAAACCAUCGUCGAGUUCUGGGGAAAACGGUCAAUUUCAGGCUCCACUAACGCUUUAAUAUCAAGAAGGACAUCCAAUACAAUUAUUGUCUUGAUUCUACCCGUUUUAAGGCUGCGCUCCUGGGCAGCUAACAGGACAGUACCUUGUUACCGUUCAGUCUGAAGAGAAUAUAGUCAUGGAAGGCAGAGGAAGUGCAAGUGGGCUGUCUGCUUUUCAACAACUCCAAUGGCGGCCGAAAUUGGAUUUUGCUUAAGACAAAAAAAAAAAAAAAAAAAAGAAAAAAAAAAGCUUUGCAAAAAAGGAUU